GUUCGUACGGCAGCCGCUUUUUCUGUUGUAAAAAAAAGGGGAUCAAAAAUGGAUUUAAUAUCAUAUCAGAAAGAACACGUGUUCGUACAACAGUCGCUUUAGUAAAUGGGGCAUUUAAUAUAAGAUUUGCUUUUGAUUAUUUAUUCUUCCCUGGAUUACUUACUACUUUCACUCCGGCGUCGUCAGGGGUUCUCUGCUACUUGUGGGGGCAUCUCUCUCUCUCUCUCUGUACACCUGAUUCAAUGGGGGACUCAGAGCCUUCGAAAAAGAGAGGUGCUUUGAGGGAGCUCUCUCGUGGUCUUGAUAGUGAUGAUGACACAUGUGCAUUUGAGAGUGGUACUUUCAAGACUGCUAGUGAGGAGGUGUUGGCUACCAGAAGAAUCCUCAGAGUUGAUGCCGCCGUAACCAACAAACAAGAGGCACAUUAUGAUGGAAUAAGAUCUGAUGCCCCCAAGGUAGUUAUUGAUGGUGGUCAGACUAAAUAUGACACAAUAACAGUAAAAGAUGCAGCUGGGGAAGAGACUGAAAUGGCUAAAGAUGACAACACCAAGGGGAGUGACUCUGUUGACAAGAGUGAUCAGCCAUUAACGGUGGAGAGACAGCUAAAGAUGAGACAAAAACAACAACAACAACAACCCAAGUCCAAGAUGCUGCUGGGGAAGAAAAGGCUAAAGAUGACAACAUCAACUUUGGUAAGGGUGGUGUUGACAAGGAUUCUUCAGGUGGUGAUCAGACUGAGAUACAAGGAAAGGAAGGCACUGAUAACAGUGGAGCCUUUUUUCCCCCAUUCCACCUGCAUUCAAAUUGCAAAAACGCUUUCUCAGGGUUUCCCACCAGUACCACAGCUUUCUCUGUUUCUUCCUUCUCCUUCGGUUCCACUGCCUCAGGUUCCGUGUCUCGCACUCAACUGUCAUCCUACGGCUUCAGCCUCCCAAGCGAUGGAACCUCUUCUAUCUUCGGUACCACACAGAGCGCUGAAACAGGAGAAGAGAAGGAAGAAACAGCUUUCACAGCUGAUUCAGUAGUAUUGUUCGAGUUUUUUUCAAGGAGGAUGGAAAGAGCGUGGGAAAGGACAAGUCAAGGUAAACGUAUCAACAACCACUACUGAUAGCAGAAGAAAAGCAAGGCUA
This is a messenger RNA of Raphanus sativus (radish), 1130 nucleotides long. RefSeq lists its product as uncharacterized. The coding region runs from base 243 to 1025 and encodes 260 amino acids. Gene Ontology annotation, cellular component: nuclear pore. Lineage: Eukaryota; Viridiplantae; Streptophyta; Magnoliopsida; Brassicales; Brassicaceae. The record is from RefSeq and is a predicted model, not a curated record. The transcript is spliced from 2 exons.